Messenger RNA from Sebastes umbrosus (honeycomb rockfish), 933 nucleotides. Its product is annotated as olfactory receptor 11A1-like. NCBI's taxonomy places the organism in Eukaryota, Metazoa, Chordata, Actinopteri, Perciformes, Sebastidae. Gene Ontology annotation, cellular component: membrane. Gene Ontology annotation, molecular function: olfactory receptor activity; G protein-coupled receptor activity. The transcript has a single exon. The record is from RefSeq and is a predicted model, not a curated record. Gene Ontology annotation, biological process: G protein-coupled receptor signaling pathway. The coding region runs from base 1 to 933 and encodes 310 amino acids.
AUGAUGAUGAUGAACUCUACUCAGGUUUCAUAUUUCUCACUAACUGCCUACUUUGACACCGGAGAUUUAACAUACUUAUAUUUCAUUAUUAUCAUGUGUUUGUAUGUGUUGAUCAUUAGUGCCAAUGUGUUGUUGGUGGUGGUUAUCUGUAGUAACAGAAGCUUACAUGAACCUAUGUACCUUUUCCUGUGCAGCCUGUUUGUAAAUGAACUGUAUGGUAGUACAGGGUUGUUUCCAUUCCUUCUGGUUCAGAUCCUCUCUGACAUUCACACUGUUGCUGCUCCGCUCUGCGUCCUGCAGAUCUUCUGUUUGUAUUCUUACUGUGGUGUUGAGUAUCUAAACUUAGUCGUCAUGUCUUACGAUCGAUAUCUGGCUAUCUGUUAUCCUCUACAGUAUAACACACGUAUGACCUCUAACAAGAUCGCUGCGCUGAUAGCUGUAACGUGGUUUUGUCCGUUACUGCUGUGUCUCGUGAUGGCGUCCUUGAGUUCCUCUCUCCGGCUGUGUGGGAACAUUAUUAACAAAGUCUACUGUGAUAACCACUCCAUAGUUAAACUGGCCUGUUCUGACACUACAGUUAAUAACAUCUAUGGACUCAUUAUUUCUACACUCUCCAUCUUUUGUCCUCUGAUUCUGAUCUUCUACACGUAUAUAAAGAUCCUCAGAGUGUGUUUCUCUGGCUGUAAACAGACCAGACAGAAAGCUGUCAGUACCUGCACACCUCACCUGGCUUCUCUGCUCAACUUCUCAUGUGGAGCUUGUUUUGAGAUAUUACAGAGCAGAUUUAAUAUGAACAAUCUACCCAACAUGUUGAGGAUCUUUUUAUCGUUGUACUGGCUGACCUGCCAGCCGCUCUUCAACCCUCUACUGUACGGACUGAAUAUGUCCAAAAUACGCAUCAUAUGUAGAAAUCGGCUCUUUGAUAAAAUUUAG